AUGCCGCGCUCCGAAGAAGCAGAGUGGUGGGCUAAUGCCGUCUAUGCGGCCAUCCAGGAGAUUCCUCACGGCAAAGUCACGUCCUACGGCCAUAUCGCCCUACUUCUCGGCGAGCCCCAAAGGCCGCGCCAAGUUGGUGUUUGUCUCAAGUCCCUGCCUGAUGCAGAGUCUGGUGCUCACUUCAACUCAAGCACAGUGCCAUGGCAGCGAGUUAUCAACUCCAAGGGCAUGAUAUCACAUCGUGGACCAGGUAGCGCAGAGCGCCAAGCAGAAGCUCUUCGCGAAGAAGGCGUCGAGGUAACUAGAGAUAGCAUGGGCGAGAUAUAUGUCGACUUCUCCCAGUAUGGCUGGUUCCCGAAACUGCUACCCAGCGAGGACGAGGAGAAUAAUGGGGAUCUAUUUGUGCAGGAUACCUAG
Molecule: messenger RNA, 417 nt
Organism: Penicillium canariense
Lineage: Eukaryota; Fungi; Ascomycota; Eurotiomycetes; Eurotiales; Aspergillaceae
Product: MGMT family protein
Exons: 3
Coding region: 1-417 (138 amino acids)
Biological process (GO): DNA repair
Molecular function (GO): catalytic activity
Source: RefSeq, a predicted model, not a curated record